GUGAAGCUGACACAUAUGAAACUUCCCUGGUGUGUGUGGGUUUGUGUGAGACUGACAGACAGAGAGAGACAUUAGAGAAGGUAGUUGUGCCUGAGAGGUCUGUGUGCACCUUUGCAUUUGCUUGGCAUCAUUACCACCUGUCCUGCUGAAUGUCUAGGCUGGAGACAUCCAACAGUUCCCACCUUCUGGUCCUGGUCCGAGUCAAAGGGACAAGAGGGUUUUCUCUCCAGCCACAAUGAGUGAUGUUGUCAUUGUGAAAGAGGGAUGGCUACAUAAGAGAGGAGAAUACAUAAAAACAUGGAGACCAAGAUAUUUCUUACUCAAGAGUGAUGGAACAUUUAUUGGGUACAAAGAGCGGCCGCAAGAUGUUGACCAGCUGGAAACUCCACUUAACAACUUCUCAGUGGCCCAAUGUCAGUUGAUGAAGACAGAGCGACCGAAGGCAAACACUUUUAUUAUUCGGUGCCUGCAGUGGACUACUGUUAUUGAACGCACUUUUCAUGUUGAGACUCCAGAGGAAAGGGAGGAGUGGACGAAGGCUAUCCAGGCUGUGGCAGAUAGUCUACACAAGCAGGAGGAAGAGAGAAUGGACUCUUCACCUGACCCCAUGGACAUGGAGGUGUACCUGUCCAAACCUCGACUCAAAGUGACAAUGCAUGACUUUGAAUACCUCAAACUCUUGGGGAAAGGCACUUUUGGGAAGGUCAUACUGGUGAAGGAGAAAGCCACGGGCAAAUACUAUGCCAUGAAAAUUCUUAAAAAGGAGGUGAUAGUAGCAAAAGAUGAGGUAGCACACACACUUACUGAAAACCGGGUCCUCCAGAACUCCAAACACCCUUUCUUAACAGGUCUGAAGUAUUCUUUCCAGACUCAUGACCGAUUAUGUUUUGUUAUGGAGUAUGCAAAUGGUGGAGAGCUUUUCUUUCAUUUAUCGCGAGAUCGUGUUUUUUCGGAAGAGAGAGCACAGUUUUAUGGGGCAGAGAUCGUCUCAGCCCUGGAUUACCUUCAUUCUGAGAAAAAUGUGGUUUAUAGAGACCUAAAGUUGGAGAAUUUGAUGCUGGAUAAAGACGGCCACAUAAAGAUCACUGAUUUUGGCCUGUGCAAGGAGGGAAUUACAGAGGGAGCCACAAUGAAGACGUUCUGUGGUACACCAGAGUAUCUGGCUCCUGAGGUUCUUGAGGACAAUGAUUAUGGCCGGGCGGUGGACUGGUGGGGGUUGGGUGUAGUCAUGUACGAGAUGAUGUGCGGCCGGCUGCCCUUCUACAACCAGGAUCAUGAGAAACUCUUUGAAUUGAUCCUCAUGGAUGAGAUCCGUUUUCCUCGUACACUUGGACCUGAGGCAAAAUCUUUGCUGUCAGGACUACUUCAGAAAGACCCAAAGCAGCGGUUAGGUGGAGGUCCAGAUGAUGCAAAAGAAACCAUGCAGCAUAAGUUCUUUGCAGGCAUUGAGUGGCAAGAUGUUUAUGAGAAGAAGCUUGUUCCACCCUUUAAGCCCCAGGUAACCUCAGAAACAGACACUCGCUAUUUUGAUGUGGAGUUUACAGGUCAGACCAUCACCAUCACACCCCCAGGCCAAGAUGAAAACAUGGAGUCCUUUGACAGUGAUAGAAUACCCCACUUCCCUCAGUUCUCAUAUUCUGCCAGUGGCACAGCAUAAAAACCCUUUAAAAGAAUACUUGACCUAGAAAUUUCUGUGAUCAUUUACUUACCCCCAUGUCAUUACAAGUCAGUAUGACUUUGUUCCUUAUGGGAAACUUAAAUAGAUUUUUUUAUUAAUAUCCUGGCAACCCUUCCAUUUUUAGAGUUUGAUAUCAUGUCCACACUACUGCAACAGCUUCAGAUUGUCUACACUUACUGGAUGUAUCAAAGUGAAGUUACAAUCCAUUCGUCCAGUUGUCAGAAGGGUUCAUGUGCAUGGAGUACACCAAAGAUAGAACGGGACAUCAGUUUACUGUUGGAUAUUUGUUGUGUUGCGCAACGUCCAGUGUAUACAGCAUCACUAGUUAUAAGGUUCUGUUUGCUUUUGCGGUGUCACAUCACAACGCUUGUGUAGACAUGGUGUGACAGUCACCAGAUUUGUAACAAUAUGAGGUUAAAUAAAUUAUGACAGAAUUUUCAUUUUGGGGUGAACUGUUCCUCACUAAUAACACACACACAUGUUCUACACAAGUACACUCCCCUGAGACACUGCUAAUAACUUAUUCAUAGCCAGUGCUGCACAAUAUUUAUUUUGUAGUAACACCCUUCAAUACUGGAUUCACAAUGUAAAGAUUUUAUCGGUGAUCAUUAUUCAGUCCAAUUCUUUAUUGAGCAUGUUGCUAGGUUUUUGAAACCGGCUCGAAACUCUGUUAGUCAUUUAUAAAUUCUUACAAAUGCACUUAAAUUCUUAAAUUUUAAGACAUCACCAAAAAUGAAAAUUCUGUUAUCAUUUACUCACCCUCAUGUUGUUCUUUCUCAUGUUUUUUUCUACAUAAGUUGUACUUAAAAUGUGGUUCUUAAGUAUGAAUGUAGUGUGUCAUGGUUGUGUCCUGUGAGGACACAAUAUUACCUGAAUACCAAAGAAGUGAUGAAUUACAGUUACGUUAGAGACUUAUGUUUGAGUAUAAUUUUUUUUUAAAGAUGGUUUGAUUCUAUUUUAGAAUUGUCUUUCAAAAGAUUCAAAGCAUUUGCCAAAAUCCACUCAGAUUUUUCUCAAACAGAACAGCUACGUCUAGAAAUUCAGUAUAGUAGAUUGUUUUGCACCAUUGAGGACAUCACUAUUUGCAUGAUCUUUACAGUGAUGAAACUGAAGGUUUCAGCUAGUGGUAAUAGAGGUUAAUUAGUUAAAUAAUUUUUAUGUCAAUGCAAUUUACAAGAUUUCUAAGAUCUGUCGAUGAUAUUUAUUUACACUUUCAUGACUCAAAAUUUUUAAAAAAGCAAAAGAAAAUGAAAAAAAAAAAUGCCUUCAUGUGAGUUUAUUAUAGCGGGAAAUGGUUAUACAGCAUAAACUAAAAUUGCCAAACAAUCGAUGUAAUUAACUUAAUAGCAUUCUUCUUACAUGGAUUUAUA
Molecule: messenger RNA, 3048 nt
Organism: Sinocyclocheilus anshuiensis
Lineage: Eukaryota; Metazoa; Chordata; Actinopteri; Cypriniformes; Cyprinidae
Product: RAC-alpha serine/threonine-protein kinase-like
Exons: 14
Coding region: 236-1657 (473 amino acids)
Biological process (GO): protein phosphorylation
Molecular function (GO): protein serine/threonine kinase activity; ATP binding
Source: RefSeq, a predicted model, not a curated record